Molecule: messenger RNA, 1653 nt
Organism: Protobothrops mucrosquamatus (brown spotted pit viper)
Lineage: Eukaryota; Metazoa; Chordata; Lepidosauria; Squamata; Viperidae
Gene: ENDOD1
Product: endonuclease domain containing 1
Exons: 4
Coding region: 1-1464 (487 amino acids)
Molecular function (GO): metal ion binding; hydrolase activity; nucleic acid binding
Source: RefSeq, a predicted model, not a curated record
AUGAGAGCCGCCUUCCCCGCGUGUCUGCUGGCCCUGCUGGCCUGGGCCGCCUCGACCCAAGGCCGAGUGGUGGGCGACGACCAGGCGGGCUUCGCCGAAUGCGACGUCUUCUUCUACCAGCGGGCUCCCCCCGCGGGCUUCCCGGCCGAGCAGGUGGCCAAGAUCUGCCAGAAGUACCGCGGGGAGCCGCGCUUCGCCACCCUCUACAGCACGCGGGAGAAGAUCCCGCUCUUCGCCGCGUUCCGACUUAUGGCUUUUAACGGGAUACAUCAGCCCGAGUUUGACGUGCCUUUGGCAUUUUACCACUAUCAAACGGCUGAAUGGCUGUGUGGAAUCCUAUUAAAUAUUGAUGACCCUGGAAAUAAUCAGGCAGAAAUGAUGCCGGAAGCUGAGAUUGCAGAGUCGGUGGAACAUCUGGGUAAAAACCAGGCCCUCAUGGCAGAUUAUGUAGACUCUGGCUAUGAGAGGGGGCGCCUAAACCCCAGCUCUCUUCAUAAGGACGACCACCACGUUGCCACCCACACGCUGACCAACGCAGUGCCGCUCUCCCCUCCUUUCCAGGAGCUUUGGCACUGGGAAGUAGAGCAGCUUAUCAGCCACGGUUUGGCUCCUCACUGUCAAAAUGGGAAAGAUCUCCAUCUCCUCUCCGGAGCAAUGCCUUCAUCUCUCAAAGUAAAGGACAAAAUCGCGGUCCCCAAAUUUGUCUGGCUGGCAGCUUGCUGUGACAAUGGUGCCGAGUCCUGGUCGGUGGGAUUUAUUAAAGAAGCCGAUGUUGAGAGUCGUCUGGAAGACCUAACGGUAGAAGCUCUUGAGAAGAAGCUUCCUGCAGGAGCCGAGCUCUUUAAGAACCGCUGUGGCCACGAUCGACAGGAUCCUAAAAAGAUGGAGAAUGUGUUGCACUCGGUGAAGAAAGUCCAGGCGAAGAAACCAACCUGUGUGAAAAAGCCCACUCAAAAUAAGCACACCCAGACCGCCAAGGAGCAAAGUGGCUUUCUGAAGAACUUUUUUCAUUUUGUCAUUAACCCUAUCAUGAAAGUGCUUCAGUUUGUUUGCUAUCUGGUUUGCCAACUUGUGAAAUGUGUGUGGUGUUUGGUAAAGUUCAUCGUCCAGAAGAUUUUCAGCGGAGUGUGCACCUUCAUCAAAGGGAUAACCACCGCCCUGCUGGAUAUCUUUAUCUGCCUGGCCCAAGUGGGUGUCAGCAUCUUGAAUGGUAUUGCGAAGAACAUCUACAAUGUUCUCAUGGUGACCUACAGGAUUCUUAGUGUCCCCGUUAAUCUGAUCCUGGAUAUUGUGUCUUUCCCUUUUUACACUCUGGGUGCCAUUCCGGGUGUGCUCAAAGAUAUUGGUUCAGGCAUUGGGGGCUUAUUCUUAUUGGUCAUUGAUGCUACCACAAGUCUGGUGAAGGGCCUAAACCAUGUCGUGUCUUUCCUAGCUAAGAAGAUUCUUCCCACGACUGUUUUUUAAGAAUGACUCCAGAGGUUAUCUUCCAAAGCAAUACUUGUCCUCUAUAUUGCUUAUCUUCAGCUACUCUUAUAUGUAUUUAUUGUGGUGACAUUUCCAGUGAUGAACCGAUGUUCUGGUAACAUGGGUGAGCUACGUAAACCUGAAAUGGGAAUUUAAUGGCGAAUUAAAAUUGCACUUAUUGUAAAACGU